This is a messenger RNA of Plasmodium gonderi, 699 nucleotides long. RefSeq names its product variable surface protein. Lineage: Eukaryota; Apicomplexa; Aconoidasida; Haemosporida; Plasmodiidae. Bases 1 to 699 code for a protein of 232 amino acids. The record is from RefSeq and is a predicted model, not a curated record. The transcript is spliced from 3 exons.
AUGAUAGAAAUAUUUAUUUAUAUACAUGUUCCUUUAUUUGAUGAAAAGAAAAAAUUAUAUGAAGAAUGUAAAGAGAAAUAUAAAGACCAAGAAUCCGAUGCUUACUGUAAAAGAGUAGCAGAAGUGGAUCGUCAAGGAACAACUGAUUUUUCUAUAACUUGUCCAUAUAUUUAUCAAUGUAUAUAUGAUCAAAAAGAAAAUGGUGAACAUAUUUAUGAUAAUGUUUGUAUAUUUUUAUAUUAUUGGUUAUAUGAAAAUUAUUAUAAAAAUGAAGGUGAUUUUGAGAAUGUAAAAAAACGAUAUGAAGUAUAUCUAAAGGCGUAUGCAGAGUACCAGCAGCCUAUAUGCGAUUAUUAUAAAAGUAACAUAACUAAAGAAGUAUUAGAAAAACUCAAAGAUAUAUAUGAUAUGAACACUGAACUUGACAAUAUAAAAAAUAGUAAAGGACCUUGCAGUAGUAGUAAUUCCGAAUGUGCGAAGAAAUGCUGUGAUAUAUAUAAAAAAUACGAGGAUGGUUGUAUAUCAAAGACAAAAAUUUUUGUAUUCACCAUUUGUGGAUCAUGUUUACAUAAUAGGAUAAUAAGAAAAACAUAUCUCAGGAAUAAUUUAUAUAAUGAAUGGAAUAUAUUGCAAGAACCUCAAAUGACAAGUUGUAAUUCAAGGAAUAGAACUUAUAAUGUAUUAUAUAGUUCUGAUUAA